Molecule: messenger RNA, 1687 nt
Organism: Vigna radiata var. radiata (mung bean)
Lineage: Eukaryota; Viridiplantae; Streptophyta; Magnoliopsida; Fabales; Fabaceae
Exons: 8
Source: RefSeq, a predicted model, not a curated record
UUCCUUGAUGAGGAAACGUGGCAGGCUUUUCGGGCCAAACGAUUAGAACAUUCCUUUCAGGAAAAGAGAAAAAUUGCACAAGACCUUCAGAAAAAUAAUGUCCACCCACACAGAUUGUCUCGUGGGGGAUAUGAUAGGUUAGAGGAGAUUAUGAUCCGUGAGGCCUCUUCCUUAGCUACCGAUGAUCAGUCAGAUUUGAGUUUGAUUUCUCCACCUCCACGUCAUGAGAAAUGGAAGCGAGCUCGCACUAAGCCAUCAGGAGAAUACACAUCUGAAGAAACUCGACUUAUAGCGAAGAAGAUUGAUGACUUAGUGGAAAAAAGCACUCAAGGCUCAUUCACUCAAGAAGGCCGAGAUGACAUAUUAGCUGUUGCCAUUGGACGUCCGGAGCAUCCAGGAUAUAUCCGUGGUGUUGGACGAGGGGUAGGACUCAAGCAAUUCUUUGGUGGUCCUANUCGAAAAGUUACUAUAGCACANCUUAGUGAAUCUGAUAAAAAGGUGCUGAAAAAUGAGUUUAAGAAAGAAUUGUUCCCAGAGUUUAAGAAAGAAUUGAUCCCAGAAUUGAGACAAGAGAUAUUGUCAGAAAUCAAAUCAGAGAUGGCAUCCUUAGGAUUGACUAUUCAAGGUCCACCAAAGGUGGCUUCCAAUGUUGCUAGCACAAAGGGGAGUUGUCCUCUUCCUGAGGAAUCAGGGGAUGGUGUUGAUGUCCCAAUUGAUUGUGAAUUGUAUGUUGAUGAUCCCCAUUGGCAUUUGGUGGCUUUAGGUAAAAUAUAUAAUUUGGGAAGCACCAUUCACCAUGAGGCUAUUAAUGAUGAUAUGUUGCGAGUGGUGGUUGUAGAUAUUAAAGAUUCUUCUGCUCGUGUUCCUCUGCCUAGUGAGGAGGUUCAAAUAGUGGGACAAGCUCCAGGAAAUUUUAUCAUUUGGCCAGCUAGAUUGACAAAGCCAAUUGUAGACGUUUCUAAGAAGACAAACAUUGUUACACCUCCACAACCACAAUUGUCUCCUCUCCAACAACUUGCUUUAGNGAUAGUCACAAUGGGGAGUAAAACUAUUGAGAUAGAUAUGCCUCCUGAACUCACAUGCAAGAUUGGUACUACCACUUUAUUUGUAUGUCAUAGGGAUAUCUGUGAAAUUGUCAUUGGUAAUGAUCUCCUCUCUACAACAGUUCUACAACUUUGGAAUUUGUAUUUGCAUCACCUCUGCAUCGAGAGAAGGAAUGCUACUAUUUAUGGAUUUCUUGAUCCUGUUAUAAUUCAAAGUGUAAGAAAUAAAUCAGAGGAGGUGCAAAAGUACUUGAUAGAAAUGUUUGAAAAAGCUGGUAAAGAGGUCUAUUUAGCACCUUACUUGCAUAAGGGUCAUUGGCAAUUGCUAGUUAUUGUUCCUGAUCAUUCUCUUGUAGUUCUCUUGUGUUCCUUGCAUAAGAAAGCUAACACAUUGUCCAUCAAAAAUAUAUUACAGGCGUCUUUGGAAGCUCAUUCAAGGCUACGGGGUAUUCCAUGUGUUUCUAGGAAGAAGAUGCAAAUAAUCACACCUAAUUGUCGACGUUAGUUGGGCAGCUAUGAGUGUGGGUAUUAUGUAAUGAAACACAUGUAUACCAUUAUUUCUACAAACAUGACUGAAUCAUGGAAUCAGGUAUUAAAAAACUAACUAAAUACUUAUUUAACUAUUCAUUACAAUAUUGUUUAAC